AUGAGGUUCUGGGCAUCCUUUGUCAUCUUGGUUCUUCUCACUCUCUGCUUAAAGCACAAGGCUGCUUCAAUAAAUGAUGACAUCUGCAAGCUUCCUAAAGACGAGGGGUACUGUCGAGCUCUUGUCUCUAGGUGGUAUUAUGACCAUAUGGCCAGAUCAUGUCAACAUUUUUUCUAUGGAGGCUGUGGAGGUAACAGCAACAACUUCAAAAGCAAAGUUGAAUGCAUGAAAAACUGCAGGAGAUCUGACAUAUGCCAAUUGCCUGAAGACCAGGGUCCCUGCCGAGGUUUUCUUGCUAGGUGGUUUUUCAACAAGAAGAACAAAAGAUGUGAGGCGAUCGUCUUCGGAGGCUGUGGAGGCAACGCCAACAUCUUCAAAACCAAAUUGCAAUGUAUGAUAGCUUGCAGCAAUAAAGCUUUUUACCAGGUGGGCAUCCCUGGAUUCAACUUCAGUAUCUGUGUCUACAUGCCACAGGGAAAGAUUUGUAGCCCUUACUGUGGCAAGCAGUAA
Molecule: messenger RNA, 510 nt
Organism: Gracilinanus agilis (Agile Gracile Mouse Opossum)
Lineage: Eukaryota; Metazoa; Chordata; Mammalia; Didelphimorphia; Didelphidae
Product: BPTI/Kunitz domain-containing protein-like
Exons: 4
Coding region: 1-510 (169 amino acids)
Molecular function (GO): serine-type endopeptidase inhibitor activity
Source: RefSeq, a predicted model, not a curated record